Molecule: messenger RNA, 1378 nt
Organism: Peromyscus eremicus (cactus mouse)
Lineage: Eukaryota; Metazoa; Chordata; Mammalia; Rodentia; Cricetidae
Product: STAM-binding protein-like
Exons: 6
Coding region: 1-543 (180 amino acids)
Biological process (GO): protein K63-linked deubiquitination
Cellular component (GO): cleavage furrow; endosome
Molecular function (GO): protein binding; K63-linked deubiquitinase activity; metal-dependent deubiquitinase activity
Source: RefSeq, a predicted model, not a curated record
AUGGAGAGAUUUCUGAACUCCAAAGGCCUCCGCCCUGUGAUCCUUCCAAAAGACUUAUGGGAUAGGUUCCUGCUUUCUGCCAAAAACAACACAAAAAAAGGAGUGGAAACAUGUGGAGUCUUAUGUGGUACCCUGGAAAAGGAAGAAUACCACAUCAGUCAUGUUAUAAUCCCUGUGCAGAAGGGAACGUCUAAUUACUGUUGUAUGGAGAACGAGGAGGAACUCCUUUUUGUUCAAGAAGAGCUGGGGCUUCUCACCUUAGGUUGGAUUCAUACCCAUCCAACCCAGACAGCCUUCUUGUCGAGUGUGGAUUUACACACUCAUUUUUGCUACCAGAAGAUGCUCCCAGAAUCCAUUGCAGUGGUGUGUGCACCCAAAUAUAAACAAGUUGGAAUUUUUACAUUAACAUCUUAUGGAUUAAAAGUAAUAGAAUUCUGUCCCAAGAGAGGAUUUCAUUCUCAUAAUCAGGACUCAGCUCUCUUCUGUGACUGCAGUCACGUCACCAUCCAAAACAGCCUGGUGACUGUCACAGAUUUGCGAUGAGUUAGAUCCCACACACCUACAUCAGUGGGAGCGUGUGUGUGUGUGUGUGUGUGUGUGUGUGUGUGUGUGUGUGUGUGUGUAUUGUGCAUGUGUAUUUUGUGUAUAUGUGAGUGAAUGUAGGAUGGUGUAUGUGUAUAUGUAUAUGUGUUCAACCUAUGUUGUGUAUGUUACAUCUGUUUCAUGUAUGUUACAUCUUUGUCAUUUAUGUUCACUGGUGUGUAUGAAUGGCACACUGUACUCAUUCACAGAGCCCAGAGGAAGACACUGAUGUGUGCUCUAUUAAUGAAUUAGAAUAGUAUAUCAGUCAUUCAUAAUGACUAGAAAUUGAUUUUAUUAUAUAGUUUACUUGUUAUUAGUUUUAGAUGAUAUUUUCUGGCCAGGGUCCAGUAUAGGAAUAAGGGCCCAAUGCACGCACUUGCUGGCUUGCCUCACCUGCCACAGGGAGCCUAGAGGACAGGUUGUAAUACCAAUGCUCACUAACCAACUGAAGAAAAAUGAAGGUCUCUGUGGUGGUAUUUUACUUGUACUGAAAUGUGAUUUUAAUUUUAUGUUAAUAAAUAAAGUUGCCUGGGGGUCAGAGUUUUAGAGCCAUAGCAAGUGCGUGGCGGUGGUGGCGUACGCCUUUAAGGACCUGGAGGGUGGUACAUACAGGCAGUGACAAGGCAGUCACGUGUUUAGUUUACAACCAAUGAGAAGGCAGAACAUCUAGACUGUUUAAAGACAUACACACAGGAAGUAGGCCCCUUUUUUUGGAGAGCUCUCUUGGCUGAAGCAGGAUAGCUGAAGCAGGAAGGGUAAGGCUCUUAGUUCUGACCUCUUGGCUUUCUUCUCUGAA